UGACUAUCACAAGAAACAGAAUGCCCUCAGAGCACUGCAAAAGAAAGCUCUGGACAAGAAUCCUGAUGAGUUCUACUUCAAGAUGAUACGUGCAGGGCUCAAGGAUGGAGUUCAUACAGUAAAGCAGCCGAAGGAUGAAGUGACCCCUGAGCAGGUGAAGUUGAUGAGGACACAGGAUAUUAAAUAUGUGGAAAUUAAAAGAGUGGCAGAAGCCAAGAAAAUCGAGCGGCUGAAGUCUGAGCUCCAUCUGCUGGAUGCGGAGGGGAAGAAGCCCAACCAGCACCUGUUCUUCUGCGAUACCAAAAAAGAAGUUCAGGAGUUUGAUAUUGCAACUCAUCUGGAUACUGUUCCAGAGCUCGUAGACAGAGUGUACAACCGACCAACCAUUGCAACACUGCAGAAGGAGACUCUGAAAGGAGCCACUGAUCCUGCCCACUUAAAGAAAUUAGCCCAGCAAAGGAAGAAUCAGUAUGACCUCCUGAAGCAGCGCAUUGAGAGAGAAAAGGCCAUGUUUGUUAUUACACAGAAAAUCCAGACACGUAAAGAUCUUUUGGACAAAACUCAUAAAGUAAGGGUGAAGAAAGAGACAACAAAUGGGCCAGCUAUUUACAAAUUCAAAUUUCAGCGGAAACGUUAGCCAUUCCAUUAAAUAACUGUUACCAUCUUUGCCUAGAAGGAAAAAGGAUGCUCAUUAUAACACCGUAUGGGUUUGUUUUUCACUGCAGCCUAGCACUUUGUUAAAACAAAUUACUGUGGGCCUGUGGUAGUCAUAAAUAAUAUUGUAUCUAAUUAAUUGAUUAAUAAAUCAGAGUUUGUUCUGUUGUUGUUUAGAG
Molecule: messenger RNA, 833 nt
Organism: Pterocles gutturalis (yellow-throated sandgrouse)
Lineage: Eukaryota; Metazoa; Chordata; Aves; Pterocliformes; Pteroclidae
Gene: UTP11
Product: UTP11-like, U3 small nucleolar ribonucleoprotein (yeast)
Exons: 6
Biological process (GO): rRNA processing
Cellular component (GO): nucleolus; small-subunit processome
Source: RefSeq, a predicted model, not a curated record